Molecule: messenger RNA, 891 nt
Organism: Cydia pomonella (codling moth)
Lineage: Eukaryota; Metazoa; Arthropoda; Insecta; Lepidoptera; Tortricidae
Exons: 5
Coding region: 153-848 (231 amino acids)
Source: RefSeq, a predicted model, not a curated record
UUUAUAUCAGAUUUUUAUGAUCGAUUUUAAUGCCAAUAAUAUUUAUAUUAGUUAUGUUAAAUGCUUUCUGUUCAUUCUAACGAUAAUACAUUUUUAUUACUUUUAUUAAGCAUAUACAUACAUGGGUAGUUCUACUUACAAAAACAUCGAAUAUGAAAAAUCAUUGCAGUUUGUUCCUAUUUAUGUUGCUGGUCCAGCGCUCUACUCAGGAAUGGGAGAAAUUCUGGGUAUUCGAUCUAAACACCGCAGAGGAUGAGCGACAGAUGUACCGCCUAGCUCAACUGAUGCGUGGCUACGUUGAGCGAACCGAAGUACGGUGGAGAGAAAUCUUGCCGAUAAAAACGAAAUUAACCGAGAUAAAUCCGGACCGGAUUAGAGCAUUCGAGAAGGGGUACGUCAUGGCGGAUAUUGUGGAGACUUACAGGAAAGCGGUAGUAUUCACCCACAAGCAGAUGGUAAAGCAGCGGUACAUUGAGUCAGAGCGGAUCCGCUACCUGAUGUACGUCCAGAACGCCUAUGUCAAAGUGUACCAUCUCACGCAUAUGAUGCAUGAAAUUGAUCCUAAGUACGGGACCGACAACACAGGUCAAAUAAACCAAUAUAACCUGAACGUCGUUUCCCACGAUUCCACGCCAUCACACUACAACACUACCGGUUUCUACUACUCGAAAGAGUUGGACGACAUUAGACAGGCCCGGGUGAAAGAGAGAAGGAAAAAGGUGAUCGAAGAGAAGCGACUCCGCCAGUGGGAGUUGGACAGGUUGGGGACUGUUAAGCCGGGGACUGUUAAGACCACUACGAACUGGUGGCCUGUGGCUUAUGGAUGGGAUAUUGACUAUUAUUGGUAACCUUAUGGUUCGGUUGGAUAUUAAAUACAGACAAUAUUUAUCG